ACUGGAUUGUGUGCGCGCACCAUCCUCACCAUCAUCACCCGCUUCAGCCUGAGCAGCAUCUCUCUCCCGCAUCCGAACCAAACCCUCCUGUGCCGCGGGCUGCUCCCCAUCCUCAGCCUCCACAAUGACCUCCACACUCCCCAGCUGAAUGCGGUGUGGCUGCUCUCACUGCUGCUGCGGUGGUGGAGAGACGCGGACCCCGGUUGGUGCAGCAGCGCAUUGGCACCACUGCAGAGCCGUGGGUGACUGCGCGUCCUGACGAUAUCGCGUCUAUUCUUUCUUGUGACCAUGGCGAAAACAGUCCCGUCAUCCAGCGCAGUUACAGGUGAGAAGAUGGCACCACCAUCCAUCACUUUACUUCCUGACAAGAGAUCUCCGACAAACGGUCAAAGCUCUCCAGCCCGAACAGGAAAAACGCCUCCAUCUAACACAGAGAAAAGGCCACAAAUAAACGGACACGCGUCUCCUUCGCACCCAGCAGCAAACCAUGCAGGUAAACAAACCGUCGAGGGUUACAUGAAGACGGACGAUAGGAUGCGAUUGGCCAAAGAGAGACGUGAGGAGAGGGAGAGAAGCCUGGCUGCCAGGGAGCAGCUUAUCAGGGAGAAGGAGCGUCGAGCUCGGCUGCAGUACGAGCGCACAGUGGAGGAGCGCUGGAGGCGGCUGGAGGAGCAGAGGCAGAAAGAGGAGCUCCGCAGGGCUGCAGUGGAGGAGAAGAGGAGGCAGCAGCUGGAGGAGGAGAGGGAGCGGUUGGAGGCCCUGAUGAAACGCUCUUUUGAGAGAAGCCUUCUGCUGGAGCAAAGGACCAAGCGCUGGAGCAGGGGCUGCUCUUCAGGAGCAGGUGACAGUGAGAAUGCACCACUCCCUUUCUCUGCUGCCUCCGCCUUUUCCCAUGGCAUUGCCUCCCCCCUUCCUGCUGUCAGCGAAUCUGCGCCCUGCAGUCCUCACAGAUCGCCUUUCUGCAGCUCGCUGAACCCUGCAGAUCACAACAGAGCUGGACUUCAGGGAGGCUCCCAGUCCACUCCCAAUACCCCCAAGAAAGAGCGGCUGCGCAGAGAGAGAAGAACCGCAUCACCAGGUUGUGGAUCACCUCUGAGAAGAUCUGAAUCUCCAGCUAGUGUAGCCAAGCACCUGGCUUCACCUAAUACCUCCAACCAAACAUCUCUAUCUGUGUGCAGGCUGGCAUCUAAGAUCCGUGCCCAGUCUCCGAGCAACGCACACCAGUACCAUUGCUCCCCUACAAGACAUCGUCCAAAUGUGUCAAGUGAUGACAGGAAAGCAGAAAACAAGAAGUUGGAAAAACAGGGUGAAAGAUCCAAAGCUGAGACAGCAUUGAAAAAGAAUACCGACACAAAUGGCUCUAAUCCAUUUUUGCAAGCUGAGAAAACUGUGGCGAACACUGAAAUCACUAAAACAAGAUCAUCUAAGGCUGAAACGUCUGAUAAGCUCCUGAGAGGCGACACACCGGAAAGAAUUCAGUCUCCUGACAGAAAGGAUCACUUGUCUCCCAAAGUGGAUUCCCCAGAGAAGAAGACACUGCAGAGCAAUGUGCAGGAUGGAGACAAGAAAAAAGCAGCAUCAUGCAUGGGGAAGUUGGCAGCUGGCACAACAAACGCAGAGGAGGCUACCAGGUUGCUGGCAGAGCGGAGGCGUCAGGCUCGAGCUCAGAAAGAACUGGAGGAGAAAAAACGGGAACAGGAGGAAGAAGAGAGACUGCAGGAGCAGGAGAAGCUAAGGAAGCAACUGGCAGAGGAGCAGCGGCAGCGGCAAGAAGUGAAGGCUCAACAAGCGGAGGAAAAGAAGAAAAAUGAGGAGAAUGAGAAUGUUCACACGCUGAAACAAAAAGAAGACCAAGAAAAGAAGGAGGAGCAGGAGAAGGAGCAAGAGAUGGAUAAAGAGAGAGAAAAAGCCAAAGUCCAGGCUCAGGAGGAUGCAGAGCGUCAGCGGCAGGACAGAGAAGUACUUGCACAACAAGAAGAGGAGGAGAGGCAACUGAGAAAAAAGAGAAUUGAGGAGAUCAUGAAGAGAACUAGGAAGGGUGAAGCUGACUUCAAGGAGGAGCAGGUGGAGACGAAGUCUGUCUCAGGGGAUAUAGAGACUGUUCAAACGAAUGCUCAGGUGAACAGGCAAGCGUCCGAAAAUGUUGAGUUUCAGGUUAAAGAGCCAGUCACAGUCCAGGUCAACUCAAAGGAAUGUGCCCUGGUGAAGAAAGAAGCAGCAGGAGCAUCAGCUGCAGCACAGAUGGACAAUCAGAAGACUUUACAAGCUAAAAACAACACUCAUGUAACACCAACACACAGUGUUCCCGAGAAGAGACCGGAUGCCAAACAAACCAGUGACGAUCAUCACAGACGACUUAGCAAGGAAGGCAAGGCCUGUGAUGUGAAGAAGCAGAGAAGAGGGACGGAAAUGAAUGUGAACGAGCAGCGUGUCGAAAAUGUAAAAGCCAAAGACCAAAUAAAUAAAGAGCCAACAAAGCUGAGAGCAGAUGCCAAAACCAGUGUAAAGCAGGGGGGUGUGAUGAAUGGAGCACUGAAGGGUAGUGGAAGUGCCUUGUCGAGUAGCCGUCAAACUGCUGAGGGAAGCAAACAACAAAGCCUGCGUGUGUCAGCUGCAGAGGGAAACGAUAACAGAGGGUCCCAGGUGGAGGUUAUAAGACCCUCUGUGACACCCCCGCUGGUGGGGCGCCUGUCGCCGUCAAUCAUCAAGCUGGAGCUGCUGGAUGUGAAGGGGAAGGGGUCAUGUGAUGAGGUGCAGUCCAUGGAGGUCAGCCCAGCUUCUAAGGAAGAACUGAUUUCAAUCCCAGAGUUCUCACCGGUCAUUGAGAUCCAGCACAGUGGUCUGAGUAACACCCGUGCUCUCGAAGACCUGAUGGAUCUGACCGACGGCGUCACCUUCCCCAAACUGACCUCUGAGAGCAACAUGGGCGACUGCAACAAGAACCUCAUUGAGGGCGUUGUUAGUCCCAUGUCAGACUCUAAGCUCAUCGGGAUGUCGCCUUCGUCAUCGAAUAAAUUUAGCAUCCAGUAGUCCAUUAAUCUCCUUCCCUCUUCCUCUGUCGCUUGCCUUCCCUCUCUCUCUUUCUCCCCACACGCACAUACACUCACAGGUUGUCACAUUUUGAGCAUGUGCCCCUGUGCUACAUUUAUGGGAUUAGAGCCAUAGAGAUUGAAUUAAAAAGAUAUAUAAAUCAUGACUUGCAGUAUAAACAAAAUAUCUCCUGUAAUCUAAUCUCAUAGCAAAUAGAAUGGCACUCCAUAGAGUUCAAACCUCCGCCAAGGCCCAACAGUCCCCUCAUGAAACCACAUUUUAAUUCACUUUUUAUUGGAUAUUGAUUUAUUUUUCAUUAAGAUCCAUAAACAAUUCUGUAAAAAAUCAAGGAAAUUUUGAAAAGUCGCAAUGUUAAAGAAAGUUCCUGGAUCCGCCCCCAAUCUGGAUCAGCACAUAACUGUAAUGGCUUCUUCCCUGACCCAUACUGCAUUAUUCCACCGAACUGAUGAAAACAAAACCUUCUUGCUUUGACGAACCUGGAGAGUUCAUACCUCUGCUAAGGCCCAACAGUCCCAAGUUGCACAAACUCAUGUCAAUCCUCUAAGUAUGUCUGAACUUUUCCAUCACGAUAAAUGAGUUAUUACUUGGGAAAAUAGUGAAAAUGUCAGUAAAACACCUCAUCUCCCAAAGCUAAAGAAGGUGAAAAACAAAAUCCUGGAUCUACCCUUUGUCUGAAUCCUUUUCCCUGACCCAUACCACAUCUUUCCAUCAAGUUUUGAGAUAAUCUGUUCCGUAGUUUUUACUAAAUCCUGCUCACAAACAAACAAACCACCAAUCAACAAACAAAACAGGGGCAAAGACUUGCCCCCCUUGGCGGAGGUAAUUAAUCACCAUUUACAUUGUGUGGCAGAAAUGUUGUUUAUCAUGCAGUCCUUUUUACUGGGACAAGUGUAUGUGUGUGAGUGCAAGAUGAGCACAUGUGAAAGCCUCACAGAGAGAAGGCGUCUCUGGAUGUAACGACAGAAAAACAAAUAUCAGGGUUUUAAAUAUAGGCCUUUAGAAAAUAUUGUUUUGUGAGCUAGCUGUUCGGUAAGAAUCUUUAAUUGUCCCCACACAGACCCCUCACCGCAGAGCAUUGAGGACUGUUUGAACCUCUGCAUUUCACAAUCUCUUUUAAGCCUUUAAUGUGUAGCUGGGUGAGGCAUCUCACGUUCCUGAUUUAUUUAAAAAAUGUCUGUCCUGUUCCUCUCGCAUGUACUCCUGAUUGAUUUAGCUGAAAUGUGUUUCCAAGGUUGCUAAUGGAUGCAUUCAUCUAACAGAUGUACAGUAAUUGCAUAGAUUCCAUUCAGUAGAUUUUGAGGGCAAGCAUAUGCGAAUGUGUGGGGUUCAACUUUGAUGAACUUUAACCAACAAUAUUUGCUUUGCAUUUGUGUAUAUGUGACCAGGCCCCAAGACUGAAGUGGCACAAUGUUAACAAUCACCGUAAGUACAUGUGCCCUGUAGCUAUAAAGAUGCUGUUUGCUGCUCAUGUUUUUCUCCAUCCAUGUGGUCUUGUGAAGGAAUUACCUCCUGUAAAUUGACAAACAGUUCAUCACAUCACUAAUCACUGAUUUCUUUUUUCUUUCUCUGUGUCAUGUCUAAAUGUAAUUUCAGUAGAGAUGCUUAAUUUUAGACUGAUAGAGCUACUUUAGUUUUGUGUUACAGUGUAUGUUUGGCCACUGGAAUUACUGUGUGUGACCUGUAAUACUUGAACCUUGGUUUGAAACUUGUUAUUUCCCCCAUGCUGCAAAUGAUUAUGAGCUAUACUGUAUCGUCACUGUAUACAGUGACAUUAAGAUGUGUCUCUCAGACAAUGCAUCCCCUGCUUCAGCUCUCUGAAUCGCUGUAAGUGAAGUAGCCAAUAAUUGCAUCUGCGCAUCAGGAUUUGCUCUAUAUUUUUGGGGCAAAUUCAAACAGCUGUUCCACAUUUAGGAUUUUUUGCAAGGGGGGUGAAAAGAAAAUACAAAGAUAAUACGAUACAUACAUGCAACCACAUUGUUUGUCUGCUCUUAAGAGCAAUCUCUCCCAAUCAGAUUAACUCUUUAAGUGACGUAACUUCUGUAGACAUUGUGCAUGGUUAGCAUGGUCAUGAUAAUGUUACCAGAAACAAUAAAAAGUAAA
Paralichthys olivaceus (Japanese flounder) is the source of this 5151-nucleotide messenger RNA. Lineage: Eukaryota; Metazoa; Chordata; Actinopteri; Pleuronectiformes; Paralichthyidae. The record is from RefSeq and is a predicted model, not a curated record.